Molecule: messenger RNA, 2345 nt
Organism: Cricetulus griseus (Chinese hamster)
Lineage: Eukaryota; Metazoa; Chordata; Mammalia; Rodentia; Cricetidae
Source: RefSeq, a predicted model, not a curated record
UCCGGCCACUUCCGGCACGGGAAACUCCAGGCUGCGGCUUCGGCCGGCUUGACAGGCGAGGUCUCCGCCGGCUGCGUGUUCCCCUCACCUCGCUCGGCCUCCCGGUCGCGCCCGGCCGCCGCCGUUCCGCCGUCCUUUUCUCGAGUCUCCCCUUCCCUAUGUUCCGGGGCCGGAGUCCGGGAAGCAAAGACCCUCUUGCUCAGUCCCCAUCAUGUCCGAAGUGACCAAAGAUCUGCUGGAGCUGGUGUGGGGCACCAAGAGCAGCCCCGGGCUGUCGGACACCAUCUUCUGCCGCUGGACGCAAGGGUUUGUGUUUAGUGAAUCAGAGGGAUCUGCAUUAGAACAGUUUGAAGGUGGCCCCUGUGCUGUUAUUGCACCUGUUCAGGCAUUUCUUUUGAAGAAGCUUCUGUUUUCCUCUGAGAAGUCGUCCUGGCGGGAUUGCUCAGAGGAAGAGCAGAAGGAACUCCUUUGUCAUACCUUAUGUGAUAUUUUAGAAAGUGCUUGUGACAGCUCUGGAUCAUACUGCUUGGUUUCAUGGUUGAGAGGAAGGACAACUGAGGAAGCGGCUAGUAUUGCUGGGAGUCCUGCACAGUCUAGUUGCCAAGAGGAACAUUCUUCUGCCUUGGCUGUCGAAGAGCUUGGCUUUGAGCGAUUUCAUGCAUUAAUUCAAAAAAGAUCAUUCAGAACUGUAUCAGAAUUAAAAGAUGCUGUCUUGGACCAGUAUUCAAUGUGGGGAAACAAAUUUGGAGUCUUGCUUUUUCUCUAUUCUGUAUUACUGACAAAGGGCAUUGAAAACAUAAAGAAUUCAAUUGAAGAUGCAAAUGAGCCUUUGAUAGACCCCGUGUACGGGCAUGGCAGCCAAAGCUUAAUUAACCUCCUACUGACGGGACAUGCAGUUUCUAAUGUAUGGGAUGGUGAUAGAGAAUGCUCAGGAAUGCAACUUCUCGGUAUCCAUGAACAAGCAGCUGUAGGAUUCUUAACAUUAAUGGAAGCUUUACGAUAUUGUAAGGUUGGUUCUUACUUGAAAUCUCCAAAAUUCCCUAUUUGGAUUGUUGGCAGCGAAACCCACCUCACCGUGUUUUUUGCCAAGGAUAUGGCUUUAGUUGCCCCUGAGGCACCUUCUGAACAAGCCAGAAGAGUUUUUCAAACCUAUGAUCCAGAAGAUAAUGGAUUCAUAGCUGACUCCCUUCUAGAAGAUGUGAUGAAAGCCUUGGACCUUGUUUCAGAUCCUGAGUAUAUAAAUCUCAUGAAGAAUAAAUUAGAUCCAGAAGGAUUAGGAAUCAUAUUAUUGGGUCCAUUUCUUCAAGAAUUUUUUCCUGAUCAGGGCUCCAGUGGUCCAGAAUCUUUUACUGUCUACCACUACAAUGGAUUGAAGCAGUCAAAUUAUAAUGAAAAGGUAAUGUAUGUGGAAGGGACUGCCGUGGUUAUGGGUUUUGAAGACCCCAUGCUACAGACAGAUGACACUCCUAUUAAACGCUGUCUCCAAACCAAAUGGCCAUACAUUGAGUUACUGUGGACCACAGAGCGCUCUCCUUCACUCAAUUGAGUUACCUGAGUAUUUACAUUGAAGAUUGUAAAAAACGGGUGUUUAAGUGGGGAUUCAUGACUGGCUACAUUAAGCUAAACACUGGUAUUGUUGAUUAACUGUAAAUAACAAUUAAAACACAUUUUCAGUGUUUAAGGUAUGUUUAAAUUAUUUGUUCUAAAGCUUUAUGUUAAAGGUUAUCCUAUUUUAAUCCUUUCUGUGAAAUUUACUAGCAAAAUUAAGCUUUAAUUGAAGUUCAUCACUUCUGCAGUCAGGUAAUUGGUUGUUAUUUACCAGAUUAUAAACACAAUAUUACAGCACUUUUAUAAUAAGACUCAGAUACAAAAACCUGCCGGGGAUCUCAUUCCAUUCAGAUUCAUGUUAUUGUAUUAUUUUUAGCAGCCUCUACACCAAAUAUGCAGAAGUUAGGUUUUGUUUUUCAUCUCUAAAAUCUGUUUUCCAUGAGAAGUACUAAUAAAUAACAAAUUAUCGGUCCUGGUCUUUUGAUAGCUAAUUUAACUCUGGCAUGUUUACAAAAAGUGGGAAAUAUGUGGGAACUUGCCAUUUGUUCACAGGUGCAGAGGGAUGUAUUUUUACGGUGAUCGGGAAAGAAUCUGUUUGCUAGGCGGUCUUAACACUGUACCUUUCACUGUAUUGCUAAAUACACUUCACCACCUUUGAUCCUGCAAGCCACUUUUCUUGUAUAUUUAUUUCUAAGCGAGGUAAAUGCAUGAGAACAUCUGUUGUUACAUUAGCAUAUGGCAUUAUUUAUUAUGGUCCCAGAUAAUACCAUAAAUAAAGACUUUUUUCUUUAACUACA